Parnassius apollo (apollo) is the source of this 258-nucleotide messenger RNA. Lineage: Eukaryota; Metazoa; Arthropoda; Insecta; Lepidoptera; Papilionidae. The record is from the annotation of a GenBank genome assembly.
AUGACUUUUCGACCUCUUUCGGCUGACGAAAUAGCCAAAUUAUUGAAUGAAAUAAACGAAGACAGUGAAGAUGGUAUGGAGGAUGACGAUGACAGUGUUGCAGAUCCUGAUUAUCGAGCUGAGGAUGAGAUGGAACAAGAGCAGUUUUCUGGCGAUGAAAAUGAAGAUGAUGAAGUGAACCUUGAAGAGAUCAUUCAUAGUUUAGAAGACAAUCAACCUGAUCCGUCUCCAUCUACAUACUUCUGCUGUGCCAACUAG